GAGACUUAGAGAUUGAGGAUUUGUUUACAGCCGGAUACUUAUUGGUGAUGCCUGUCCAAGUUCUCGAUAAAGACUGAUAAGUUAUCGCAGUCCGCACAGAGCGACAUCAGCGCUGGCCGGUCCGCUAUUGCUUGGAGACGAACCCGCAGCCUCCCGCCCUGCCCCGACUAUCUACUCGCAGGAGGAACGAGUGAAGAUGAUUCAGAGAGGAAGUCAGAUGGAGUACCUUUUCCUGUCCCUGCUGGUGUGCUGUGUGCCCUCCCUUAGAGCAGAGUACGCUGGUUGUGGGGAGUUUGAGUUCUACAACCAGACCAGCAAUAGCUGCCAGGCCUGUCCUCAAUGUCAGCCAGGCCAGGAGCCCCACAUGAACUGUGGCUACGGCAGUAAGGAUGAGGACUUUACGUGUGUGGCGUGUCCGGCGGGGAAGUACUCCAAAGGGAAGUAUGAAAUCUGCCGACGGCACAAAGACUGUCACGCGCUCUACCGAGCCACCGUUCUCUUACCUGGAACACUUGACAGCGAUGCUGAGUGUGGAGCCUGCCUGUCUGGGUUCUACAUCCAGGAGAUCCGGCCCAGGAACCUGUAUGGGAAGGUGUGUCACUCCUGCCAGAACGCCCCGCACAACACCAAAGAGUGCAUGCGCACCACCUCUGUGUCAUCAGGCCGGGUCCCCCCCGACAGCAGCAGCACCACAAUGUUGCCCCACCCUGUGAAAGAUCCGACGGGGCAGGGUCACCUAGCAACCGCUCUCAUCAUCGCCAUGUCAACCAUCUUCAUCAUGGCCAUUGCCAUCGUCCUAAUCAUCAUGUUCUACAUUCUGAAGGCCAAGCCAAGUGGCCAGGCCUGCUGUUCAGGGCAGGGGGUGAAGGCCGUAGAGGCGCAGACCAACAAAUCGGAGGACAAGAAAGACGUCCCAGAGAGCGUUGUCAUUUACGCUGAAAAGGAUGAAUUCGACAAGCUGAAAGCUCCGCCUCCGAAACCGGUCAAAAGUGAGAACGACGCCUCGUCGGAGAACGAGCAGCUGUUGAGUCGCAGCAUCGACAGCGACGAGGAGGCGGCCCUGGAGAGACAGGGGGCGGCCGAGCCCAACCCCAACCUCUGUCUCCUCAACCUGGGCAACAAGCCCGACCUCUGCCUGCUCUCCCUGGGCCUGCUCACCAGGGACAAGCACCCCAAUGGAACUGUGGCCAACCACAUCAGCAACUCCACCAACGUCAGCAACGCCAACACCAUCAACAAUAACAACAACAACAAGGCGACAGGGAUUCAGAGUCGAAGGAAAAAGAUCCUGGACUUGUAUGCUAAAGCCUGCAGCGUAGCAGACGGACUGAGCCCCACCGAGCUACCGUUCGACUGCCUGGAGAAGGCCAGCCGCAUGCUGAGCUCGUCCUACAGCAGCGAGGCGGCCGUGGUGAAGACCUGGAGGCACCUGGCCGAAAGCUUCGGCCUGAAGCGGGACGAGAUCGGGGGCAUGAGCGACGGCCUGCAGCUGUUCGAGAGGGUGAGCACAGCGGGCUACAGCAUCCCCGACCUGCUGACCCGCCUGGUGCAGAUCGAGAGGCUGGACGCCGUGGAGUCCCUGUGCUCCGACGUGCUGGGGGGCACCGAGGGAGGGGCCGUGCACGUCAGCGGCCCCGCCCUGUCCUCUCGCUGCGCCAGUGUGUGA
Osmerus eperlanus (European smelt) is the source of this 1666-nucleotide messenger RNA. It is a transcript of the gene edar, whose product is annotated as ectodysplasin A receptor. The transcript has 12 exons. Gene Ontology annotation, biological process: positive regulation of JNK cascade; positive regulation of canonical NF-kappaB signal transduction. The coding region runs from base 197 to 1666 and encodes 489 amino acids. Gene Ontology annotation, cellular component: plasma membrane. Gene Ontology annotation, molecular function: signaling receptor activity. NCBI's taxonomy places the organism in Eukaryota, Metazoa, Chordata, Actinopteri, Osmeriformes, Osmeridae. The record is from RefSeq and is a predicted model, not a curated record.